Messenger RNA from Zingiber officinale, 1434 nucleotides. RefSeq names its product ATPase GET3B-like. Gene Ontology annotation, molecular function: ATP hydrolysis activity; ATP binding. Gene Ontology annotation, cellular component: GET complex. The transcript is spliced from 12 exons. The coding region runs from base 5 to 1171 and encodes 388 amino acids. The record is from RefSeq and is a predicted model, not a curated record. NCBI's taxonomy places the organism in Eukaryota, Viridiplantae, Streptophyta, Magnoliopsida, Zingiberales, Zingiberaceae. Gene Ontology annotation, biological process: post-translational protein targeting to endoplasmic reticulum membrane.
UCGAAUGUACUCUCGACUGCUUCCUUCCGCCAUGGCUCGCCGCCUCGCCUCCCGCUGCUCGUGGCUGCCUCAGUCUCUCCUCUUCUCCCACCGUCAGCCUUCCCUAUUCGUCCGCCACUCCCGUCCAGUGAGUGGUAUAGCUACUAUCGCAGAAGAUGUGGGAGGGUUUAAGGAGAUGACCGCAGGAAAUAGGAGGAAGUACUACAUGCUUGGAGGUAAAGGAGGUGUUGGGAAGACGAGCUGCGCGGCUUCUUUGGCUGUUAAGUUUGCAACUCAAGGUCAUCCCACUAUUGUUGUCUCAACAGACCCUGCUCACUCCUUAAGUGAUUCUUUUGCACAGGAUUUGAGUGGUGGAACAUUGGUACCCGUUGAUGGGAUGAAUGCUCCAUUGUUUGCACUUGAAAUCAAUCCUGAAAGGUCAAGGGAAGAAUUUCGUAGUGCAAGUCAAAAUACUGAAGGCACUGGGGUCAAAGAUCUCAUGGACAGUAUGGGUCUAGGAAUGCUUGCCAACCAGCUAGGAGAUCUGAAACUAGGAGAACUACUGGACACUCCUCCUCCAGGACUGGAUGAAGCUAUUGCCAUUUCAAAGAUUAUGGAAUUUGUUAAAGCACAGGAGUAUAGUAUGUUCAGCCGUAUUGUUUUUGACACUGCUCCAACUGGCCAUACCCUUCGGUUAUUAUCCUUACCAGAUUUCUUGGAUUCUUCAAUUGGCAAGAUAAUAAAGCUAAGAAACAAAUUGGCUUCAGCAACAUCAGCCCUUAAAUCUUAUUUUGGACAAGGAGGACCAAAACAAGAUGCGUCUGAUAAACUAGAGCAACUAAGGGAGAGAAUGGUCAAAGUACGGGAGCUUUUCCGAGACACAGAAUCAACCGAGUUCAUCAUCGUUACAAUUCCAACGGUCAUGGCUGUCAGUGAGUCGUCUAGACUAUAUGCCUCCCUGAAGAAAGAAAGUGUACCCGUGAAGAGGCUUAUUGUUAAUCAGCUUCUACCACCAUCUGCAACUGACUGCAAGUUUUGUGCAAUGAAAAGGAAGGAUCAAAUGCGAGCCCUUGAAAUGAUAAAAGACGACCCGGGGCUCACGGUCCUGAAGCUAAUCCAAGCGCCAUUGGUCGAUGUAGAAAUACGAGGUGUUCCUGCCUUGAAAUUUAUGGGAGACAUGAUCUGGAAGUGAGAUUGCACACACACAUUUGCUACAUGAAGUUCCACCAUACGGCAAAGACGAGAAUCACAGAACCAUCCAAACAUUAAUGAAUGGUGAAGCCAUCCGCGCAACAUGCUAUUUUUCUAUCGAGUUUUCCUCUCUUGUCCUCAGUAUAAUAACAAAUCAAGCCGAGUUUAACCAGUUGUUUUCAGCAGUUUAGUUUGGUAAUAGUAGUUUAUUUAUUGUAAUCUCACUCAACAUCCCCCGGAAAUUAAAACUGCGGGAAUUCAACA